Molecule: messenger RNA, 1667 nt
Organism: Solanum dulcamara
Lineage: Eukaryota; Viridiplantae; Streptophyta; Magnoliopsida; Solanales; Solanaceae
Product: probable protein phosphatase 2C 55
Exons: 2
Coding region: 292-1398 (368 amino acids)
Source: RefSeq, a predicted model, not a curated record
AAAUAUUUUAGGAAAAUCUACAGUGAACCCUUAUAUUAAAGCUUCCAACUUGCACCCUAGAGUGAAAAAGAUUGCAGCUUUUGCAUUCAAACAGUGAAAAUUGAGGCAUAUUUGAAGUGGGGUUUGGAUAGAAAAGGAUAAAGAUAGUUUCUCAGUCACCAAAGACAGCCGCCGGUGAAAGAAUUUCAUAAAACGAUAAGCUAAACAAUUAUCAGUGGUUUUGCAGAACUCUGCACUUGAAGUUUUGCUGCUUCCUGAGCUACUUUUGGUAUUGACACUCAGAAAGGCAUAAUGGCUGUUUGUGGUUCAAGGACUCAUAUUGGCCAUUUUGUUGGCAAUAUGACUGUUAGGCGCCUGCAGUGUAGUUUGUCAGUAAAGAGUUGUGCUGUUUCUUACAACAAAAGAGGCUUUCAAAAUGUUAGUAAAGCUAACAUCAGUUUGGGAAACAAAGGCAUGCUUUACCAAUAUUUCACAACUAAUUUUGCAAAGAGGAGGAGCGACCCCAAUCCACACAAAGGAUUUGGAUUGGAAGGUUUUUGCAAUUUAUCCCAAGAAUGUUUCUCUUCUGGAACUGCCUCUGCUUCUAAUGUGUCUUCUGAUAAUCCUAAGGGCACGGAACAAGUUGUAGAUGUUGUUGAUUCUUCUGAAGCAAAGAUCCCCUUGAAGCUAAACUCGGGAUCUUCUUACCUACCUCAUCCUGCUAAAGCAAAAACUGGCGGAGAGGAUGCUCAUUUUAUUUGUACCCUUACACCAGCAAUCGGUGUAGCUGAUGGUGUUGGUGGAUGGGCUGAUCUUGGUAUUGAUGCUGGACUAUAUGCCCGUGAAUUGAUGUCUCACUCCUUAGCUGCAAUUCAAGAUGAACCUAAAGGUUCCAUAGACCUAAUCAGGGCACUGGAGAAAGCUUACAUGAGAACAAAAGCAAAAGGCUCUUGUACGGCGUGUAUUGUUGCACUCAUUGAUGGGGGUCUUUAUGCAAUUAAUUUAGGAGAUAGCGGAUUUAUGUUGGUUAGAAAUGGAUGUGCUGCAUUUAAAUCCCCUUCACAACAGCAUGGGUUUAAUUUCCCAUAUCAACUAGAUUGCAAUAACGCCGGUGAUUCACCUAGCUCUGCCAUGGUCUUCAAAAUUACUGUUGUACCUGGAGAUGUCCUAAUUGUUGGUACAGAUGGGCUUUUUGAUAAUUUGUAUGAUGAAGAUAUCAGUGGAGUUGUAUUUCAGUCCGUGGAAGGUGGCUUAGGGCCUCAGAUAACUGGUCAGAGGAUAGCAGAGCUGGCACAACAAAGAGCAAUGGAUCAUACCAAGUCAUCACCUUUCUCUGAUGGAGCUCGCAAGGCUGGAUUUGAUUACCAUGGUGGGAAGCUGGACGACAUUACUGUAGUUGUUUCUUACAUAACAGAGUAAAAUCGAAAAUUCUUAACAUGCUGCAUUUGUCAGAGACAGUUGAAACAGGAUCAGCAGCUGGAGGAGAGUCAUACAAUAUAGCAAUCCAUAAAUCCGAGGCAUCGGUUAGAAUUUUGGCAUUUUGAUUUGUUUGUAUAAGAAAGACAAGAAUGAGAAGGGUACAGAAGCAUCUUGAUUCUAGCUUAGUUUGAUUCAAGUGUUUUACUUUAUGAAAUUCAAAUAGCAUAUUGGAAUCAUUAACAUUUAUUUGAGGAAGGAUUUUUUUUUGU